AUGGACGUGAAGAAGAGUAAAAAGAAACCCGAAUUGAAUGAACAGUUGUUUGUCGGAAAUUACAUUGAUGUUUUCCAUCAAGGAAGCAAAUAACAUAAGUUGGCGUACAUUUUGUCAAAAAGUGAAAAAGAAAUUGAGAUCACUUAUGAUGGGAUAUCUAGGAAGGACAAUGAGGUAUUAUGUGUGUCCCCUAAGUAUAAUAGAUUAUCAAGUUAUCACAAAAUAAGAUCAAUUUUGCUCGAAGGUUCACCAUAAGUAAGUUAUUAUUCACAUAAAGACUACACUGGAGAUGAUUUCCGAUAAAGCAAGACUUCACGUGAUUACCUAAAAUAUUCAAGGGACGAAUGCGACAAAUAUAUCAAGGAACUAAAUUCCAUCAUGUCAAAUAAUUUUCAAGGUCUCUCGCCAAUUGAAAUAUGCUUAUCUGUCCGUGUGAGACAAUUUAUUUGGUUGGACAUGGUGCUCUCUAGCGAAUUUUAAUCAAAAGAAUUGCCUACUGCAUUGGAAUACAUUAAAACUUACUUCAACUUCAUUAAGUGGUAUUUCGAGCAGUUCCCUAAGUACUUUGCAGAUGUAAGCUAAUAUUCUCACUAACUCAGUAUAUGAGACUCCAAAACAACUAAGAAUUAUACAUCCUUGAUGAACGAGCCUCUAUAGCAGCUUGUCUUACCGAAGUGUGCGAAGCCUUCUGCAUGCUCUUUGGUUCCAUUUGGAGAGUGUUGAAGCAAGAAAACUCCUUCUUCUAUGUACUCCUAUUCAAAUUAAAUUUAAGCUAAACUAUGAAAAUCUCUAAUCGUAAUUGGAAAAAGUCUUUCCUUCAUCAAACUUUUAGAAUUUUACUACGAAUCCCAAUAUUGAUGACUGGAAUCUCUACCAAGGAGCUACAGACAUAGUGAAAUGUAUAAAGAAGACUUGGCCUUUUUAUUUGAGAACUAUGUCAUACUUCAAAUAAAUAGGAGGACUUCAAGCUUGGGAAGGACUGUUAAAUUUCUAAGACAAUGCUGAAUAUAAUUAUAUUCCACUUAAAGCCAUGCAAAGAAUUGUCCUAACACAAAAAUAUUUGUCCUAAUAUUUCCUAUCGUCUGAAUAGGCUCAAAUGGCUAAAAGGACAUUUGAAUGGCUAUAAAAUAGGGUCGAUAACAUGUCUGUUUAAGAUAUAAAAGACACAGACAUUGAUUAAGUCAAAGACCUCACUUCAGAUCAUUAAUAUUAUUUUCAAAAGGGUUUCACAGAAGAUCAAUUAAAUAGAUUGACUGAUGAGAUUUAGUUAUAGUUGUCUCUUAAAUUUUUGAAAUCCUCCUUUUUGGAAAAGAGAGUGAAAGGCAUAAGUGAGAUUAAAGAUUUCACAGAGAGGUUAAAAUUUGACUAGUAAACUAAUUUAAAAUUCAGGAGUUCAAUCAGUAAGGAUGAUUUAAUUAAAUGGAUUUAAUAAAAUAAAAUUCUGGAUCAAACAUUGUUAGGGGACUCAGUGCAUCCAGAAUUGAUUAAAAGAUCAAGUGAUGUGGCAGUAUUUUUAUGUCGAAAUUAAGCAUUUGAAGUAGAUUAUAUUGAUAAAAUAUGGAUUAACAAUUAUGAUAAACAUGAAACUACACAAUUAGCAUUGUACGAAUUCUUCAAGACUGUUUCGCCAUAUUUGAGUUUUCAAGGGAUCGAAAAGCUAUACAAUCAUAUAUCUACUAUUCCCUACUCUAAAUACAAUGAAAAUAUUGUAAGCAUGAUCAAAACAUUCACUGAAUCUGCAUUAUCUUAGAGGUUUCAUGAACAAUAAUUGUCACUGAGCCCAGAGAAGAGAUUUAUGACUUUUAAUCAACUCUGGGAGUUAGUACAAGAUAGAGAGGAUCAAUUAACAAAUAGUGUUAUUCAAGAGUAAUGUUUCUAAGCAGCCAGAAACAUCAUCUCCUAGAUUCCCUAGACUAAACAAUUCAUUUCAUGUUAUUUUGGCAAGUGUUUUGAAUUGAUUGGUAGCCAUAAAUCAGUCUAUUAGGCCAUUAGUUUUGUUCAUUACUUCCUUGAUAAACAAUUCAAGGAUGAUUUCAAUGGCAAAAGAGAACUCAUUCAAUCCACAGACGAUAAGUACAAUAUUAUUGAACUCUUUGUGUAAGAUAUAGAAGUCUAUAUGGAAAAGGUGAGAUAAUACUUUAAAAAUGAUAUUCCCCAAGACAUCAUCAUUAAUGGAGUAUAAAAGUUGAGCUAGAAUGUCUUUUUUAGAUUACAAAUGCUAAACUAUCUACUUUAAUAAAAUCAUCUUAGGAUUACUUAUGAGUAGAGUGUAAGACUUUGGGAUACCUUAUCUGCCAAAACUAAAGGAGGCAUCUAAAAGAAGGAAUUGAAUAAGAUCCUAAUUACCAAUUACUAAAUGGAUACAAAUUAGUUUAGAAUAUGUCCAAUAUACUUCGAUAAAGAAGGCGAAUCCAAAUUCUUCAAAUAGGUCUUAUGCAAUCCAGACAGAAACGAUUACGAAAAGUAAAUCUCUCAUAUAGAUAUUUAGUUACACCAUUGAGGAUUUUGAGUUGUUCCAGGUGUUCUUUAAGCAAUAUAAUCAAUCUCGUCAAACAUUGAAAUAUUUUAACAAUCUGUAUAGGUUUUUGGUUAAUGAUCAUAAUUUUGAUGGGAAACAGGCAAUUUGGAAUAUCUUUGCUUAAGUGAAGGAUUAGUUGUUAUUAGAACAAAUCUCCUAUUUCAUUAUCAAUCUGUAUACCUAGUUGAAUUCAAACCUUGAUUAAUCAAGCGAGGCAAUCUAUUAGGAAAUGAUGGACAAAUGCUUAGAUUUGAUUCAAUAGCAAUGUCCCAGUUUGACCACCAGAUCAAUUAAUCUUUUAUUGCAAUUAUUCAAUUACUUUUAGAGUGGACCUCCCUCUAAGAAGUCUGCUAAACCAAUUAAUUAUACUCAAUUCAAAGUGCAAAUUUAGUAACAAAAUAAUAUGAUUAAGUGCAUGGAAUUCAAUGAAGGCGAUAAUACUACAAUCAAUCAAUGGAAAUAAAAGCUGGCUGAAGACUUAGAGGUUGCAUAUUUACAAUUAGAUAUCACUAUAGAGAAUAAGCCUAUUGAGUAAUAAUUUGAUGUGGUUGAAACCUUUGUUAGUUAAGCCUUCUAUUAGUUGGCUACUGUGAAAGUGAGGAUCAACAACAAGAACCAUCCUAAAAAUUACCUUUCUUAAGAGUAACGUACUUUCGAGAUUUUGUUUAAAUUGCUCGAUAAAUAGGAGAGUAUCGAAUUCUUAAGUUAAGUUUGGGAUUUGAUUAACAGGUUGCCUAUCAACAUUAUGAAAAAGAGGUAAGUAGAGAAUUGUAAGGAUUGGAAAUAAUACUUAGACCAUCAAUUUUUUGAUAUGUUUUAUGUAUUAUAAAUCAUCUAAACAUUAUUAGAAAAUGAAUAAUGGUGUGAAUAAUUUAAUAAUAGUGAUGGUGUUGAUAUGAUUACUGAAAGAUUUUUGGGGCAAUCGUUCUAGUUUUAAUAGCGUCCUCUUGAAAUCAAAUGCUUUCUGGCUUAUUUAGAAAUUUUAAGUCACCAUAGAAUCAGAAUUAAAGAGGCUUAAUUUAUAGAAUAGAUUAAGUCAAAGAUUGUCGAAAGCAUAUAACAAUUUAGUCUCUAUGUUAAAACCAAAAAGAAGAUAGAAGCUGGAUAAAAGAAAUCUUCAUAACAAAAGGAAAUGAAUGAGGUAGAGUUCCGUCUUCUUAGAAAAUGCUUUUAGUACUUGGAUUAAGAUGGAUGCAAAUAAUACAUCAAAAAUUCUGAAUUAAAUCAAUAACUUUAUGCGUUCUUUGUUGAACAUGAAAAUCAUGAACUAAAGAAGGAAUAUGGUUUAUAAUUAUUAAACCUAAACAACACUCCUGAGAGCAAAUUGCUAAUUAAAAUUGUUCUAGAAGACGUUUUAAAGGAUGUGAUAUCAAAUAACAAACAAAAAUGCGAUCAUUUCUUUGAAUUCUGUUGUAAUUUAAUACAGCAAGAACAAAACUUGGCUAUAUAGAAAUUAAAUUUUGAGGAACUCUUGGUCUACAUUAGAUAGAAAUUGGAAGAGUUACCCUUUAAUGAAAACACAGUGAAGGAUCAAGAUCAAAUUUUGAUUGGUUUAUUGAAAUUGUUAAAUGUUUUAAUAGAUAGAAUCCAAUAGUUAUCAACUCACUAAGGAUUAUUCGAGUAAAUAUUAAGUUAUCUGUUUGAAAAUGAAGGAGAAACCAGAUGUAAAUGUAAAUCACAAUAAUCCAGAACAGCUGGGUUCAAUUGUUUCUUUACUUUGUUAAAGUCUCCUCAAAAUAUGCAGAAGUUCCUCAAUGAAGUAUCUCCUUUGCAUUAUACUCAUACUUGGAGAACAAAGAAUUUCAAUGAUUGGAAUAUUCAAAGUAGAUUCCAUGAGAAAUCCUCAACUGGUUAUGUUGGUCUAUAUAAUUUAGGAUGCAUUUGCUAUAUGAAUUCCUUGCUUUAAUAGUUGUACAUGGUUCCAGCAUUUAGAGAAAAAUUAUUGUAAAUUGAGGAUAAAAGUACAUGUGCAUAAGAAGAGAAUUUAUUGCAUUAAUUGAAGUGUUUGUUUUUGGCUCUGAAGCAUUCCUAAAAACAAUAUCACAAUCCAAAGAAAUUCUGUCAUGCUUUUAAAGAUUUUGAUGGGAAUCCAACAAAUAUUUUUGAAUAGAUGGAUGUUGAUGAAUUUUGUAAUCUUUUGAUGGAUAGAAUAGAGUUAAACAUCAAGUCAACUUCUGAAGAAGAUUUAGUUAAAAGAAACUUUGGUGGAGUGAUAUCUAAUGAAAUUAUAGGCAAGACUUGUCCUCAUUAUUCAGAAAGGGAAGAACCAUUCUUUGCUAUUUCUUUGCCAGUGGCCAAUAAAAAGAAUUUGGAAGAGUGCUUAUAAACCUUGGUUCAAGGUGAUUUGCUUGAAGGUGAAAAUGCUUAUAGUUGUGAACAAUGUAACAAGAAGGUGAGUGCCUUAAAGAGAACUUGUAUUAAGAAAUUACCUGACCAUCUCAUCUUAGUUUUGAAGAGAUUUAAUUUCGACUUUGAUUUAAUGGCAAAGGCCAAGAUAAACGAAAGAAUAGAAUUCCCAUUUGAAUUAGAUCUUUUACCUUAUUCUCAAUAGGGAUUAAGACAAUAGGAGAACAGAGCGAAUCCAUAAAAUGGAUAGGAUAAUCCAUCAGAGUACUAUCAAUAUAGAUUGACAGGAGUUGUAAUUCAUAUUGGUUCAGCUGACUCUGGGCACUAUUAUUCAUUCAUUUAAGAUAGAUGUGAUUUCAAUAAAUGGUAUGAAUUUAAUGAUAUAUUCGUAUCAUCUGCAGAUGUCAAGGAUGUCAAAAAUGAUGGUUUUGGAGGUGUUGAUAGAUUGCUCAAAACUAAAUAUCCCAACUAGUUUAAGGAUAAGUAGAAGAGUGCUUAUAUGUUGUUUUAUGAGCGAAUCAAACCUAUAAAUGGUAAAGAAGAAUUGAUGGAUAUUGAAUUCGAUUAGAAAACUUCUCAAUUCUUAGAUGAGAUCAAGGUUGAAAAUAGGAAAUUUUAGAUUCAGAGAUUCAUAUUCAGUCCUGAAUACUUCAUCUUCAUUCAGAACUUGAUAAAAUUUGAAUUGCAAUCCAAUUAAGUUUCAGAGCAGAUUGUUAAAACCUUAGUGUUCUUUUACUUGACCUGUGCAGUGAGAGAGAAUGAUAAGACAUUUAUUUAAAAUAACAUUUUAGAUAUUUAGGAACUUCUAAGGAGAGCUCCAAGUACAUGUGAAUGGCUAUUGAAAUGCUUUAAUCAAUAUCAUUAUAUCAGAGAAUUCCAAUUUGAUUGCUCUAAGAAAAUGGUGAGGAAGUUUGUGAUUUCUCUGAUUGUGACUGCAAUUGAAACUGUGCAAAGGAAAGAAGGAUAUAAGGUUUUGGAUGAGUAUGUGGAUGAUAAGCCUAAGUCUAUGGUUGCCUCUUUAAUAAAUUCUUGGAUUCGAGUGUUGCCAGAUCUAAAGAGGAGUCUCAAAAAUUCAAUUGAAUACUAUGAUCUAUUUUAUAGAUUCGCCAGAUUGAAUGAAUAGAAUUCACAAUAUUUGAUUUCCAAAAAGAUAGUGGGGAAACUCUUGGAUCUGUUUAUGGAUACAAUGUAAAUAAACUAUAGUAAAUUGUUCAUUCCUUAUAAGGAGAGUGUGAGAAAGUAGGAUGAUCUUAAGGGUAUACAAUUUGAUGAGGAUCCAAAUAGUUUCUUGGGAUAACAGAACAUUUAAAAUGUAGAUAUAGCAUCUAAUUAUUACGAUGAACUUCUUGAAAAGAAAUUCGAAAAGUCUAUGAAUUCUGGUCCAUCUUCAAGCAGAGUCUACAUGUGGAGACUCAUAGCUUUCUUGCUCAAAACCCAAGGAAAGAAUGCUUUUAGUAUGGAGGAAUAAAACCUCUUACAAUUUGACAAUCCCAUUUUGAUGGCGAUUUUGGAAGAAGGAGAUUGCAAAUUGGCCAUUAGGAUGAUAUCUGACAUUCUUUCGAUUCUAUCCUAAGAUAAUUAAAAAUAGACUGAACAGAUCAUUUAAGCAAUUAUUAAGCAAAUAAACGAUAAAGAGUACAAGGAGUAUAGAAAAUAUUUGGUUGUUUUGAAAAGGAUAUUCACAGUCAAGGAUUCACUGCAAUAAAUGAGAGUAAGCAUAUAAUAAUUAUCUCUUUUUAGAUUCACUUGGGAAUGAGUAAACUAUUGGAAGUAAUGUAAAAGCAAUCGCAGUACUUCUUUGAGACUGAUGUGUGCUAACAAUAUAUUCUGAGGGUACAUAUAAUUCACAUACUUUUAGAUGGUAUUUAGGAAUCAAGCAGUCUAUCAAUGGAUGGUUAAGAACCAAAGAUUGUGGUAAUGGAUCAUCGAAACAAACAAUACCCAAUCAAAUCCAAAUGAGAAACUAAUAUCAAAUAAUUCUAAUUCACAAAAGUGUAAUCACAGAUUGCACAACAUUUACUUGCCUAUUACAUUUUAAGCCUAUGCCAAGUUCUUGAAUUGGAAGAAGUUGUAAUACUUGAAUCUGGCCAAGGAACCAUUUAAAUAGAAUGAAGAUUUUGAUAGUGACGAUGAUUUAACAGACAAAAUUGUUAAAGUCGACGAUAAAAUAGAUUACUAGUAAAUUCAAUUAUGUAUAUCCUUAGUGAUUAAAAUUCAUGGAUUACUGCCACUGUGGGUAAAGUGAUGGGUGAUUAUGUUCAUCUUACUUUCAGUGGAAAGAUGGCUCCUCAAAACAUCGAUAUAGAAUUAGAUUGUGAAAGACUCGCGCCAUUUAAUACGUUGUCAUCCAACAAUAAAAUCCCAGGUAUUCUCUAUGUAUAUGUGACAUUGCUAGGAUAAAAUAAUCAGGAGAUGGCUAUAGAACAUUAGUCCGAUCAUGACAAUGAUACUGAGGAGGGUAACAACAAUUCUAUUAACUAAACUGAUUCAGAUGAAGAGUGAAAUUAAAAAUCA
Messenger RNA from Paramecium octaurelia, 7378 nucleotides. Lineage: Eukaryota; Ciliophora; Oligohymenophorea; Peniculida; Parameciidae. The record is from the annotation of a GenBank genome assembly.